AUGAGCGACCACAUCGACGAACACAUUCUCAGCAAGUUCCACAUACUUCAGAAGUUGGGCAAAGGUGCUUAUGGCAUCGUCUGGAAGGUGGUGAACAAGGAGACCCAGGAAGUAGUGGCGCUGAAGAAGAUAUUCGAUGCUUUCAGGAACUCGACGGAUGCACAGAGGACGUACAGGGAAAUUAUGUUCCUGCAUUAUCUGAGGAAAUGUAACAAUAUUGUGGAGAUUAAGGAGGUAUAUGCCGCUAAGAACGAUAGGGAUCUCUACAUAACUUUUGAGUAUGUGGACACGGAUUUGCACGCCGUUAUCCGGAUCAAUAUUUUGGAGGAAGUGCACAAGAAGUACAUUCUGUACCAAAUCAUCAAGGCCAUUCACUUCAUCCACUCAGGAGACCUGCUACACAGGGAUCUUAAGCCAUCAAAUGUCCUGCUCAAUGCAAAAUGUAACAUAAAGCUGGCGGAUUUCGGACUCGCCAGGAGCAUCGCUCAUGAUGAAAUCACCGAUGAGGCCCCAGUCCUGACGGACUACGUCGCCACCAGAUGGUACCGCGCUCCCGAGAUACUGGUGGGCAGCACCAAGUACACCAAGGGUGUCGACAUGUGGGCAAUUGGUUGUAUUCUUGCGGAACUGCUUAUCAACAAGCCGCUCUUUCCCGGGUCCUCCACCAUCAACCAACUCUCUAAGGUAAUCGCGUUCACUGGUAUGCCUAGCGAGGAAGACAUGGAGUCGCUCGGCUCGCCAUUCACCGCGAUGAUGAUGAGCUCACUCACGAAAAUUCCGCAAAGAUCCAUUAAAGAUUACCUCCCCAAUGCGCCUGAUGAUGCCAUAGACCUUGUCAGGAAGCUGUUACAAUUCAACCCAAACAAGCGUAUAUCCACACUUCACGCCCUGAACCAUCCCUACAUCCGGUCAUUCCACAAAUCCAACGACUCUCUGGCUGCGCUACCCAAGGCUGUAAAAAUCCCUGUUUGUGACAACGUCAAGUACGACGUUGCCAACUACCGCAGGCUCAUAUACAGGUACAUCGAAGAGCGGAAGUCCCACCAAAGAGCACACAAGGACGACGCCUCAGCACUUGCGCAUGAGCACAAGCAUGCGCCUCGUUCACCAGAUGCCGUCAAGGAGCCAACAAAUCCAGUCACCACAGACAAGAGUGCCGAUGAGGCUAGACACACCAAGUGCACCGCCAACAAGGAGCGGAAUUCCUACUCAACCCAAGCCCUCGGAAACUUAAUUGCAACUCACAAGAACGCAGCAAAACUGAGACCUGUCGCGGAACAACCAGCUAUGCAAGCGAAUGUUGCCCAGCCGGCUUCAAGGUUGCCCAUACAAUCCUGGCGAGGCUUUUUCCAGAACACGUGCGGAUCGAGCGUCCAAAGGAAUAACACCUACAAUCAACCACAGCUGGUACUGAGGCAGAAACCCCAGCCACAACCUGCACCUGCUCACUACCAAUGCAAAGUCAAGCAUCAGCAGGACUCAGGUUACAGUGGCAUGUACUUCUUCUGA
Molecule: messenger RNA, 1509 nt
Organism: Babesia bigemina
Lineage: Eukaryota; Apicomplexa; Aconoidasida; Piroplasmida; Babesiidae
Product: mitogen activated protein kinase, putative
Exons: 1
Coding region: 1-1509 (502 amino acids)
Biological process (GO): intracellular signal transduction; protein phosphorylation
Cellular component (GO): nucleus; cytoplasm
Molecular function (GO): ATP binding; MAP kinase activity
Source: RefSeq, a predicted model, not a curated record